AUGGCACAAAAAGACGAGACCGGACGGCGACGGAAAGCUCAAGGCAAAGGCUUCUCUGGCGGCCUCCAGCAGAUCAAAGUGGCCCAGGUGGCACAGGAUGGUACCUCCCAUUGGGUAACAUGCCAGUCUGAACGUCUUGUGGAAGAAGGCUGCAUGCAAGAGAACCGGCUCAGGUAUGACCAGACCCGCUACCGCUACCCCUACCCCACUCCACCCAUGACUGAACCUUUGUAUUCCGACAUCAAUGGCCCCAAUGCCGAAAGUAACAGCCAAGCACUGCUCCGUGGUCUCUUUGUAAGCAAGACGGCGGAUCCUUAUCUGGUGUCAUUCCUGGAUCAUUGCCGACGGCCGGAUGGCUUGGAAGACCAGCCCCUGGAGGUGGAUUUGGAGGACCAUGUUAGCUUCUGGCGUAAGAUGGGGGAACACAAAGGUUCGGAGCCACACGGCUUGCAUAAUGGCCAUUUCAAAGCGGGAGUAGCAUCCAACUUGCUUGCCUGCUGCGACACGAUCUUUUGCUCCAUCCCUUUUGCUACAGGAUUUGUCCCAGCCCAGUGGUGCCACUUGCUCAACUUUGCAAUUGAGAAGAAACCAGGCGAGAUUUGGGUGGACCUCAUGCGCACAAUCCAAAUGAUGAAUUCAGAGCUGCAGGCCAACAACAAGAGAGUGGGGAAAUCGGCCAUGGCCUAUGCAGAGCAGCACAACUUGAUCCCAAAAGGACAACAUGGGUCUUGCAAGCGUCACCAGGCCAUCAAUCUGGCCCUUACAAAGCGUCUCACUUGGGACCUCUUGCAUCUUCAACGCCGCCCGGCCGGGUGGAUCUCCAACAAUGCCAAGUCCUGCUUGACCGGAUUGUCCACUGGGUGGCAAUCAUUAGCCUCAUGUGCUUUGGGAUUCAAUGGCGUACCCUUCACUCCAUGUUUGAUACACUGA
Messenger RNA from Cylindrotheca closterium, 930 nucleotides. Lineage: Eukaryota; Bacillariophyta; Bacillariophyceae; Bacillariales; Bacillariaceae. The record is from the annotation of a GenBank genome assembly.